AUGCUUGAUAAAUUAGCAGAUCUGCGAAUAAGGGAGAAAGACUCAACAAGAUGGACUGACACAGUGACUGCAGUGAUGGGCUCGAGCAGUGCAGGGACUGACUCAGUAGUCAUUGAGGAUGUGGCCGUGGACUUUACCCAGGAAGAGUGGGAUUUGAUGGAUGUUGCUCAGAGGAAACUCUACAAAGAUGUGAUGAUGGAAACCUUCAGAAACCUGGUCUCAGUAGUUUCUGAAAGGUUGAGUGAUGGAGAAAAGUUAUCAAGUGAAUAUCUAAUGCUGGGAUUCAUGAAGAAUAACACAUGGUUCUCCAAGUUAAAUGUCAGUGAAUUGAGUGGCUUUGCAGAUCAGCAUAAAAAUCAAGGAAGAUGUGUGAGAAGGCGUAUGAUAAAGAACCUCUUUGAAAGUAUUGAAGAAAAUCAAGGUGGAAAAACCUUCAGCCUCAUUCCAAAACUUCCUGUGUUCAAAAGAACUGCUACUGUUAUAAAUUCUUCUGGAUGCCAUGAGUGUGGAAAAUCCUUCAGUGACCGUUCAUCACUUAAACAUCGUAUCUGUCACUGUGGUUGCAAAAGUUACCAAUGUAAGAAACGUAGAGAAGCCUGCACUUGUCCCUUGGACCUAAGCACUCCUGUAAGAACCCUUCCUGAAGAGAAACACUAUGAAUUUAGCAAAUAUGAGGAAAAUUUCUGUUGUUUAUCAUCCUUGUGGACACAUAUAAGAGGUUGUAAGUAUGAAUGUAAGGAACGUUGGAAGAGCUGUCCCUCAUCAUCCGUUUUACAUAAAAAAUGUCAUACUGUAGAGAAACCUUAUAAAUGUAAAGAAUGUGGGAAAGCCUUCAUUCGUCCCUCGUCCCUCACUGCACAUACAAGAACUCAUAGUGGAGAGAGGCCUUACAAAUGUAAGGAAUGUGGACAAGCCUUUAAAUAUUCCCCAGACCUUGCUAUACAUACCAGACUUCACACGGGAGAGAAGCCUUAUGAUUGUAAAGUAUGUGGAAAAGCCUUCCGUCGUCCCUCAGCCCUGAGUAGACAUAAAAGAACUCACAGUGGAGAAAAACCUUUUGAAUGUAAGGAAUGUGGACAAACUUUUACACAUUCCUCAGGCCUUGCUUCACAUAUAAGAAUUCACACUGGUGAGAGGCCUUAUGAAUGUAAAGAAUGUGGGAAAGCCUUCAGUCAUCAGUCCUCCCUCACUACACAUGCAAGAACUCACAGUGGAGAAAGACCUUAUGAAUGUAAGGAAUGUGGACAAGCUUUUAUACAUUCCUCAGGCCUGACUAACCAUACAAGAGUUCACACUGGAGAGAAGCCUUAUAAAUGUAAAGAAUGUGGGAAAACCUUCAGGCAAACCUCAUCCCUCACUAUACACAUGAGAACUCACAGUGGAGAAAGACCUUAUGAAUGUAAGGAAUGUGGGAAAGCCUUUAAUCGAUCCACAACUCUAAUUUCACAUGCAAGAAUCCACACUGGAGAGAAGCCUUAUGUAUGUGAGGAAUGUGGAAAAGCAUUUAGUUGUUCCUCACACCUUGCUGUCCAUAAAAGAAUUCACACUGGGGAGAAGCCUUAUGAAUGUCCAGAAUGUGAGAAAUCCUUUCGUAGUUCCUCAACCCUUGCUACACAUAUGAGAGUUCACAACGGAGAGAAGCCUUAUAAAUGUAAAGAAUGUGGGAAAGGCUUUUAUCGGUAUUACUGCCUCGCUGGCCAUUUAAGAAAGCAUAAUGGAGAGAAGCCUUAUGAAUGUAAGGAAUGUGAGAAAGCAUUUACUCAUUAUUCAUCCCUUGCUAGACAUAAAAAAGUUUACACGUGAGAGAGACCUAAUGAAUGUAAGGAAUGUGGGAAUACCUUUUAA
Orycteropus afer afer is the source of this 1845-nucleotide messenger RNA. The record is from RefSeq and is a predicted model, not a curated record. NCBI's taxonomy places the organism in Eukaryota, Metazoa, Chordata, Mammalia, Tubulidentata, Orycteropodidae.